AUGGGUCAGAAUCCGAGUAACGAAUCGAAACGAGACAGUUCCGUUGACAAUAAAACGUCAACCGAACUGAAUAAAAAGGAUUUCAGCGAGAUUGAUCUAAUUUCGUUAAAGACAUCUUUCAGUGAACUUAGUUUUGUCGAUGAAGACGGGAACAUAGUUGUUGAUGAGAAAUUGUUUUUGAGGUAUUUGAAGAUUCCAGAAGAAAUAGGUGCUGGAUCGCUCAUAUAUCGUUCCUUCUGUUAUCUCUCUAAAUAUCCAUCUGUGGGUUACUCGCAUGACGCUCUUUCUUACGAUGGUUUUAUUCAGGCCAUCGCCAUAUAUUGUGGUAAAAUCGAGGACAUGACUCAAGAGAACCGCAUAAAAUUACUAUUUGACUCUUUUUCAACGUGUGCUAAUGAUGACGACAAAAAGGUGCCCUUUGGAGAUUUCGUGGGACGAAGGCCUGAGCACGAUCCGAAUGUGACUAGAGUCGAUUGUCGUAGCAUGUUAAAUUUAUUAACAGCCAUCGCGUGGAUUAUGACAACUGAAAUGACUCCGGUGGGCAAAGAAUAUAAAGAAAUACAAGUAAAACAUGCGACCUUAAUAUCCUCGAGAAACAUAAAUCAAAUACGUGAAGAAAUCACUCCUGUGGUAGAACAAAUGGCAAGAUACGAUACGGACGUGCGCAACCUUUCAUCCUCGAUCACGUGGACAACAUUUCAAAAAUUUUUCCAACGCAAUACGCCAAAUAUUUUUUGUGCGCUUUCUUCAUAUAUGGAAGGUCAAUUUCUUAUAGGACAAAUAAUGUCACAAAAACGUCAGGAGUCCAUGUUCUUUGGUCCACCGGUUCAGUAUUGGCCGUUGUUAGAUUAUGAGUCGGAUAUACUGAGUCCCAUAAAGAUGGCGAUACUGUCAUGGAUGUUGCCAAACGAAAUCAUAAAACUCCGCGAGUGGAAACGAUUGUAUAGCGGAUAUAUGAACGGUUUUAAUAUGAAUAGCUUCUCAAGUUCUGUGCAUAAGUAUCAAGGGCCAAUUUUAAUGUUUAUCUAUGCGGAAACGUUGAUGGAUAACAAAUCAUCACUGCAAAUUCCAUUAUCAGAUAGCUAUUCACCGCAAAGUUCAUUAGCAGGUAUAUAUGGUAGCUUAGGUCGAAGUUUUACUAGUAAUAGUUACGGAAGAAGUUAUAGUAGUCAUUCAAAAUCAAGUUCAUGCGAAUUACCAGAAGAACUUUUACUAGGGGCCUAUGUAGCGGAUCCGUGGAUUUCGCCAAAUUCACCGAAAUCUACAUUUGGCUCUGAUGAAUGUGCGUUAUUUGAGUUGUCUCCAUCAUUCGAAUUAUUUCCUGCAUCGAAAAAGGGUAGAAAUUUCGUUUACUAUAACACAUCAGUUGGAAUUGGCUUUGGUGGUCCCGGAAUGGGUUCAAACAAAAAUGAGUCAUCGGACACCAAUUCGUUCGUCUUGCAACUCGACAGCACCCUUCAGUAUGGUCGAUACCGGUUCGACCCAUUGCGAGAACGAAAACCAGCGUACGAUCCACCAGAGACAAGAACAUUUUUUGAUAUCCCUUUUAAAGUAGCUGAGAUCGAAGUAUUCGGCGUUGGUGGAGAGAAAAUAUUUAAACGAGGGGUUGAGCUUCAACAGAAAGGAAUCAAGUUCACGAAUAAUAGUUUCGGAAGGCAUAGCAUCGGUCGAUACAGUGUAAGCAGUGUGGAUGAUUCUUUUAAGAUGUCUGGAAUACUUGAUUACGCAUCUAUUAAAGAAGCUGGAAAAUAA
This is a messenger RNA of Acaulospora morrowiae, 1752 nucleotides long. The record is from the annotation of a GenBank genome assembly. Lineage: Eukaryota; Fungi; Glomeromycota; Glomeromycetes; Diversisporales; Acaulosporaceae.